GUCAUUGAGACGUAUCAAUGUUUUCUAAUUGGUUUUCUUCAUAUUUUAUUUUAAAUUUUAAUAAAUUACUAUACAUGUAAAUUAUUACUCCAUAAGAUUUUACUAUGUCCAUGAAUAAUUUAUCUACGGUUAUGAAAUCUUGUUCGGAGAGUGAGCUCAUUAGUGAAGUUACUGAUGCUGCUAUGACACCAAAGCAAUCAGAAGGAUCCCGAUUAAAGAGGACUUUUACACUACCUCGUAAUCCGUUUGGAACAGUAAAACCUACUUCCAGUAAAAAUAAAACCCUUGACAAUGAGAGUAAACCAACGAGUGCCUCUUCUGUUGGAUCUGGUGAAUCUCAAAAGGAAGAGAAUAGCCUAGAAAGGAAGUUAUUCAGAAGGCCGUCAUGGAAGAGAUUUCUGAAUAAGAUUGCGCAGCAUAUGAGCUCUGUCAACGCCCCUGGCGUUAAAUCUGCACCACCUAUUUUUAACGGUGAAAGAGUACCAUGUAGUGGAGAUCCUCCAUGGCCUCCUGGUGCAACUCCUGCUGCCUCGGGUAUUAAAAACCAUGGGAACACUUGUUAUAUGAAUGCAGUACUGCAGUGCCUUUCCCAUACUGAUGUUAUUGCUGAAUAUUUUGUUUUGGAUCACUAUAAGGUUGAUCUUCAAAAGCGAAAUAAGAUUAAUUCAAAGAAGUAUGGAACUCGUGGGGAAGUAACAGAACAAUUAGCUGCUUUGCUCAAAGCCCUUUGGGCAUGUCAUUAUACACCUGAUAUGAGCACUAUGUUCAAGGGAGCAGUUGAACGGCAUGGUACACAGUAUAGAGGCAACAGUCAGCAUGAUGCACAAGAGUUCUUAUUUUGGUUGCUAGACAAAGUUCAUGAAGAUUUAAAUACUGCCACGAAGAAAAAAUAUAAGACUAUCAAGAACACAUGUGGUAAACCAGAUGAAGUAGUGGCUGCAGAAACAUUAGCAAAUCAUGCCAGAAGAAAUAGUUCUUUUGUGCAAGCAGUUUUUCAAGCACAGUACAGAUCCGCGCUUACAUGCGCAAAGUGUGAGCGCACAUCUUGUACAUUUGAUCCAUUCCACUGUGUAAGUGUGCAACUACCUUCUAGAUUAGCCACAGCACUGCCAUCGCCACUCCCGGUAAAUGUGGUGUAUGUAAAUCAACAACCCCGUCAAGUCCGUAUUGGUGUAGAGCUGUCAACAAAUGCAACAAUGGAAGACUUGAGAACUACACUGCAUACAGAUACUGGCAUUGACAGGGAUCAUAUUAUUCUGGCAGAAAUCAAUGAAACAGGGUGGUGUAACGCUCGUGGUAGUUGGGAAGCGGCCGGUCUCGAUGCGGGAGCUUUGUACUGCGUGGAAGCACCGCCACUUCUCACCACACCCACCGCGCCUUAUCUGUUAGUGCUUUGGGUCAAUUUGCUUGAAGGACAGCGCUUUGGUUCCCCUUACGCGAUGCAAGUACCCCGCGAGAUCUCUUAUGAAGACCUGCAGAAGCUGAUGUUAAAGGAGAUGUGCCAGAUAAUAGCGGAACGUGUGCUGGAGAACUCACAGGGCACAGAUAUAUUCCGUGCUAGGAUUGCUGAGGCACAUAGGCCGAAGGAUCCAGCUUAUCUGCAGCCUGAGCUCCCGCAUCCACUGUUCGCGUUAGAUGUGGAGCAAGCACUGUGCCCACAUGAUAAAUACCCGCAUCUCAGACUUGAACUUUUAUGGGAUCCAGCUCAUAGAGACAGCAUAAUCCGUGAGGCGGGCGAGUCGUGUGAGGUGCACGUGUCCGCGGCCGCUGCGUCUUCUGUCCCGCUCACUCUACACGCCUGUCUCGCUCACUACACUCGUGCAGAACAUCUCGCGCAGGAGGAUGCAUGGAGAUGUCCACAAUGUCAACGGUACAUGCCCGUCGUAAAAACUUUAGGACUUUGGUCACUUCCAGACAUCCUUGUGAUACAUUUGAAGAGAUUCCGACAACAAGCCAAAGGCCGCACUAGUACAAAGUUAACAACAAUGGUGGAAUUUCCUUUGAAUGAUUUCGAUAUGACGCCCCAUCUGGUGAGAAGGAAUUCAAAUGUAGUCGACUCACCUGGACACUCACGUUCGCCGCGACGAAGACAUUCAAAAACUCCCACGAGUGUGCCCCAAGAAAACAUGUACGAUUUGUACGCCAUUUGCUAUCAUCACGGGGACGAUUUGGAAACGGGCCAUUAUACAGCGGCAUGUAAAAAUCCAUACGACGGUCACUGGUAUAAAUUCGACGAUUCUAGAGUUACUCCGGUGGACGAUGAAAACGCAUAUGUUGAGUUAGUAAAUAACACCGCGUACAUGCUGUUUUACAGGCGCAAAAAACCUAAAGUAACACAUUCAUGCUCUACGGACAAUCAUAACGGCCACUGGGCUCUCCGAAUGCCCAAAUUCGUAAAAACAAAGCCGGAAAUUUUGAACGAACUCACCGAAGUUAAAGAAGAAGUAGUCGGCGAAAAUAAUAUCGAAUUGCAGAAUAUUGAGCCCGAAUCCGAAUCCGAUGCCACGGCUCCAACGAACAGUCCUCUAACGAGAAGUGUAGAAAGUCUACCUGAUGAUAAUAUGAAUGAUGUUUCGACAUUCAUUAACGAGACUGUAUCAAUCGUUCAUAACACUGCUACUAUAAUACAGUCGCCGACUCUGCAACGGCCGUUGAUAGUCGAAGUGAAUGGAAACAAAACGAACGAAGAUUCGAACGAUAACGAAAUAAGUGGAUCCGUUGAGCCAUACAUACAUAAAGACGUUCAUAUAAAUCCAAAAAUGACUCCUGUAGAUUCGCGGCGGCCGCGGUCUGUAGAUUAUCCGGUGCGAACUAGCGUAUCCUCGAGUAGAGACACGAAUCGGAACUACGAAAGUUCGCCGCUAGUGGCGAGCAUAAAUGGCGUCGAGUACCAUCCCACCACAGAAGAAUUGAUGCUAACUAUGUUUCAAGAAUCCAAAUAUAUAGUGCCGAGGCACGGUAAUCAUAUUACCGGAGAAUCUCAUAGAGCGGGUGAGAAGUCAUCUGUCUGGAAAACUCGAAUAUCAACGUGAGGACUGCUGGAGACGCACGAAAACCUAAUAAGGUUUUAUUAUUCUAUUAUUUUAUAACCAAUGUUAGAUCUGCUUGAUUUAGUUGACAGAUUAGAAGAAGCAAAUAAGUAAGUUAUUGAAGUUAACGAGUGAUGAGUAAAUAUAAGCUUGUUUGCGUUUCUAUAGUUAUCAAUACAAUAUUUAAUGUCUUUAAUUUAUAAUACUUUUCUCCAAUAAACCAAUCUAAAAUCUAAGAACAUAAAUAUAUAAACUACAUUUUUCUUAUUCAUUUAGCCUUAAUACAUUUACGCUAGAGGCAAUAAAAGAACUUUCCUCUUUUAAAUAUAUAAUUAGUUGAAAAUAAAAUACUGCCUUAUAUUAUAUGUUUUUCCUUACCAAAGAUUGGCUGGAUAUCAUGAUACUCAAUUAAAGAAAAACAACUAUAGCAUUAUGUAGUUUUAUGAGAAAAUGUAUAACAUUUUUAUGUUUGUAAUUUAUAUUAAUUGGAUGUUUAAAAUCGAUGAAUAGAUUGUUGCUUUCUUUUAUUUUAUAUUAAUUUUAUUGAGGUUUUGGUACUUGAUUAUAAUAUGAAGUUUCCUGUAGAAAUAAUACUUAUAUAUUCUCCAAAUAUACCCCCAAUAAACUAUUUCAUAGGACCCAUAAUUGUGUGAUGUCAAUGCAUUGGCGAAUGUUUGUAAUACGAUGAUUAUUGUAGAUAAAAUAUUUCACAAUUUUUUAAAGUAAAUAAUAAAUCGUAGUUAGCAAGCGUAACAAUCGAAUUUGAUGUAAAACCCUAAUGUGCCUUGGUCCUAGGGAAGUUGUGAUUUUAUGAAAUAAAUUGCCGACGCAUACGUUUAAUUGUAUCACGUUUUCAUUGAAUAUUUUUAAUACAUAUUAGGAUUUUAUAUUUUAUGUUUUUAUUUUUUAUAUAUAAAAGGGCCGUGAUACUGCUACCUGUCGAUUUGUGUGAUUUUUGUGUACGAUUGUAUAUACUGUUUUUUUAAAUAUAGGUAUAUAUAAACGUUGUACAUAUUUCAAGGGUUCUUUUUUAAUUAUUUAAUGAUAUAUUGUAUUAUUUAUGAAAAUAAAUAUUUUUUUAAAAGACAGUCUGUAUUAGUUUGAAAUUUUGUUGCAAUAAUAAUAAUAAUGGCCUAAACAAAGACAAAUCUUUAGUUCCAGUGUUACAUUAUGAACAUUGUUUCUAAAUUAGUCGUUAAAAGGAUAAACAAAUAUUUGGGAUAUGUUUACAAAAAACAAUGAUGAUUGAUUACUUUAUAUGUUAAGAGAUGACGCAUAACAUUAGAACCUAUUUAUUUUCGAUAAUUAUUGCAAUAAAAUCAUGUGUUUUAUAUUAAAAUGUCUACACUGUCGUCUUGAAUUUUAAGCAGUACGUAGUUAAACGGAUGCGUUACUAUAAACAUAUUAUUAUAAUAAUUGGUAAAGUACUCUAAGGAUAAAUGGAUUGCUCUCAGUUUUUAUAGUGAACUUUAUUUGUGAACGUCUUUUAGUUACCCGAUUAACAUGUGAAUGAUGUUUACAGUUCCGUUUUAUGAGGCGUUUGAGUUGGAUGAUUUGACGAUCACUCCUAACACUAACGAUUUUUUUUUUAAAUAUAAUGAUAGCUAAUAAGGGUGGAUUCAGCCUACAAGUGGAGGGAGGGGUAUUUCACAAAGUUGAGUAUCACUCUUUUUUUGCUUGAGUAAAUAUUAUCUGUUAACUUAAUUCACCUUUUUGAUACUUAAAUGGGUACAUACACUAUAUCUAUGUAUGUCUGGCGGUUCAGGGGGUUAUGACUUGUCACUUAACGGUCAAGCGGUCUAGCGCGGUCACGUUACCCCCUCCCCUUCCGCUGGAUCCACCCUUGCUUACUAUAGAUUUAUUGUGUAAUCAAUUAAUGAUGCACCAUUGAUGGAGCAUUGAUCGAGUUUGUGAUCGUCAACAUUUUACUUAUUUUGUAUUAUUAGUUUCGUUGUUUUAUUUAAGAUGUUUAUGAUAUUUUCACCACGUUAUGUUAAAUUAUAUGUGUUAUUGUACACGAUUAAUUGUUUUACUUGUAUCAUUUUAUGCCCUACUUCAAGCUACUUGAAUGAUU
Messenger RNA from Diatraea saccharalis (sugarcane borer), 5103 nucleotides. The record is from the annotation of a GenBank genome assembly. Lineage: Eukaryota; Metazoa; Arthropoda; Insecta; Lepidoptera; Crambidae.